GGUGACAGCUCGCAGAGGGGGACGAGCCGGGCGGUGGCCCCUUGCUGCUGGCCCGAGGGCUGGGAGGGUGCCGGAGAGCUGGCGAGGCGGCGGGGGAGAGGAGCUGCGCACCAGCAGAGCGGGGAUGGAUUUGGAUUUGCGGUCGCUGUGAGAGGGGCUGCGGUUUGUGGGGGUCCUCCCCAGCCCUGCCUGAGGGGUACGGGAUUGGGAGAACUCAUCCCAAGGAGCCGCGGCUGCAGGAGGUGCGAGGAGCGUGGAGGGAGCAGCGGCAUCCCCGGAGCCAUUGAGAGGACGUGGAGGCUGAGAGAGGGGUCUCAUGCUGGUCCCUUUCCUGCUGCCCCUCUGCCAGCCCUGCUCGCAGGCACCGGGGUGUGGGGGUGCUGCGGUGGCCCCCCAGCAUACUUGUCACCAUUCUGGUGGGCUUGGAGGCAGGAGUUGAGCUCUCAGCACUUUUGCUCGUGGUUUCUUUGCCCGCUCUCUGCUGGCACGCACGGAUUGACGUCUCCCUGGCUGGAAGGGGCAUUGCUGAGCACGGGGCUGUGGGGGUCUCUCCGGAAAAUGCUCAGACCCAUGAUGGCAGACGUGGGGAUAAACUCUUGGUCCUGAAGGUGCCACCAACCUGCGCUGCCCUCCUGUUCCCUAGAGGAUGGGAACCUCCGGGAAAACUGGGGUCUUGCUGCUGCCGAAAAAAGGGGAACAGAGGGCAUCUGUGUGAGCCUCGUGGCCGCUCUGCCUUGGAUGGAUCACCAGCAGGUUGAACUUUAAGCGCAGCAUGACGGCUUGCCAGUACCCCAUGGCACCGGGGGCCUUGGAACGGGACCGGCUGUACCAGCACAAGGUCUCCUUGGUGGUGCGCUACUUCAUGAUCCCGUGCAACAUUUGCCUCAUCCUCCUGGCCACCUCCACGCUGGGAUUUGCUGUGCUGCUCUUCCUCAAUAACUAUAAGCCCAAUAGUUAUUUUACCCAGACUCCGCCGACCCCUCGAGAUGCCUGCCGAGGGAUGCUGUGUGGGUUUGGGGCGGUGUGCGAGCGCAGCCCCACCGACCCCUCCCAAGCCUUCUGUGUCUGCAAGAAGACAGCUUGCCCUGUGGUGGUGGCUCCUGUCUGCGGCUCCGACUAUUCCACCUACAGCAACGAGUGUGAGCUGGAGAAAGCCCAGUGCAACCAGCAGAGGCGGAUCAAGGUCAUCAGCAAGGGACCAUGCGGCUCCAAGGACCCCUGUGCAGAGGUGACGUGCAGCUUUGGCAGCACAUGCGUCCGUUCUGCAGACGGCCAGACGGCCAGGUGCGUGUGCCCUGCAUCCUGCAGCGGGGUGGCAGAGAGCAUCGUCUGCGGCAGCGACGGCAAGGACUACCGCAGCGAGUGUGACCUCAACAAGCACGCCUGUGACAAGCAGGAGAACGUCUUCAAGAAGUUUGAUGGAGCCUGUGACCCCUGUAAGGGCAUCCUCAACGACAUGAACCGCGUGUGCCGGGUGAAUCCCCGCACGCGCCGGGUGGAGCUGCUCUCCCGCCCCGAGAACUGUCCCUCGAAACGGGAGCCGGUGUGCGGUGACGACGGGGUGACGUACGCCAGCGAGUGUGUGAUGGGGCGCACGGGGGCCAUCCGGGGGCUGGAGAUCCAGAAGGUUCGCUCCGGGCAGUGCCAGCACCAGGACAAAUGCAAAGAUGAAUGCAAGUUCAAUGCUGUCUGCCUGAACCGCCGUGGCGCGGCGCGCUGCUCCUGCGACCGCAUCGCUUGCGAUGGCGCCUACCGGCCCGUCUGCGCCCGCGACAGCCGCACCUACAGCAACGACUGCGAGCGGCAGAAAGCCGAGUGCCACCAGAAAACUGCCAUCCCAGUGAAGCACAGCGGACCCUGUGACCUGGGUACUCCCAGCCCCUGCCUGAGCGUGGAGUGUACUUUUGGGGCCACCUGCGUGGUGAAGAACCGGGAGCCCGUGUGCGAAUGCCAGCAGGUGUGCCAGGGCCGCUAUGACCCCGUCUGCGGCAGCGACAACCGCACCUAUGGCAACCCCUGCGAGCUCAACGCCAUGGCCUGCGUCCUCAAGAGAGAGAUCAGGGUGAAGCACAAGGGGCCCUGCGACCGCUGUGGCAAGUGUCAGUUUGGGGCCAUCUGUGAAGCAGAGACGGGGCGGUGCGUGUGCCCCACGGAGUGUGUGCCCUCCUCCCAGCCCGUCUGUGGCACAGAUGGCAACACCUACAGCAGCGAGUGUGAGCUCCACGUCCGAGCGUGCACGCAGCAGAAGAACAUUUUGGUGGCUGCCCAAGGCGACUGCAAAUCCUGCGGCAGCACGGUGUGCUCCUUCGGCAGCACCUGUGUGGGUGGGCAGUGCGUGUGUCCCCGCUGUGAGCAGCAGCCCCUGGCCCAGGUCUGUGGCACCGAUGGCCUCACCUAUGACAACCGCUGCGAGCUCCGAGCAGCCUCCUGCCAGCAGCAGAAGAGCAUCGAGGUGGCCAAGAUGGGGCCUUGUGAGGACGAAUGUGGCUCAGGAGGCUCAGGCUCUGGUGAUGGCAGUGAGUGUGAGCAGGACCGAUGCCGGCACUACGGGGGCUGGUGGGAUGAGGAUGCAGAGGACGACCGUUGUGUGUGUGACUUCACCUGCCUGGCAGUGCCACACAGCCCGGUCUGUGGCUCUGAUGAUGUGACCUACGCCAAUGAGUGUGAGCUGAAGAAGACGAGGUGUGAAAAACGCCAGGAUCUCUUUGUCACCAGCCAAGGAGCCUGCCGUGCCCUCACCACGACCCCACCGCCUCUCCCAGUUGUGCACUGCAGUCAGACCAUCUAUGGGUGCUGCCCGGACAACAUGACCCUGGCACUUGGAGUGGGUGCAGCAGGGUGCCCGAGCACCUGCCAGUGCAACCCCUAUGGCUCCUAUGGAGGAGCCUGCGACCCUGCCACGGGGCAGUGCUCCUGCAAGCCAGGCGUUGGGGGGCUCAAGUGUGACCGCUGUGAGCCUGGCUUCUGGAACUUCCGUGGCAUCGUCACCGACAGCAAGAGCGGCUGCACACCUUGUAACUGCGACCCGGUGGGCUCAGUGCGUGAUGACUGUGAGCAGAUGACUGGGCUCUGCUCCUGCAAGACUGGUAUCACUGGCAUGAAGUGCAACCAGUGUCCCAAUGGCAGCAAGAUGGGCAUGGCUGGCUGUGAAAAAGACCCAUCAGCUCCAAAAUCCUGUGAGGAAAUGAGCUGCGAGUUCGGGGCCUCAUGCGUGGAGGUCAACGGCUUUGCCCACUGCGAGUGCCCGUCCCCACUCUGCUCAGAGGCCAACAUGACCAAGGUGUGUGGCUCUGAUGGUGUCACCUAUGGGGACCAGUGCCAGCUGAAGACCAUUGCGUGCCGGCAGGGACAGCUCAUCACAGUGAAGCAUGUGGGGCAAUGCCACGAGUCCAUCACUCACACGAGCCACGCGAUGCCACCCACCCCUCUGCCCACCUUGCCCUUGGACAAGCUCAUCAUACCCCCACCACUGCAGCUGACCACCCGGGCUACAGAAACCACCGAGCUGGCCACUAGCUCUCUGCUGAUGGAAGCCAGCCCCACUGCAAGAAGUCACCCUACAACAAGGCGUGUCACGACAACCCGACCUGCCACCACACCAUGGAUGACCCAUGGGGCGCUGAAGACCACCGUCCGCCCGCUCUCCACCUCUCCUGUGGUCCUGGCCACCACUCAGCCUGCCUUCGCUGAAUCGGGCAGCGCAGAAGGCAGUGGGGACCAGGAGAUGAGCAUCAGUGGGGACCAGGAAUCCAGCGGGGCAGGCUCUGCUGGGGAAGAGGAGGUGGAGGAGAGCCAGGUAACCCCAACUCCAGCCAUUGAGAGGGCAACGUGCUACAACACCCCGCUCGGGUGCUGCUCUGAUGGCAAGACUGCGGCUGCUGACGCAGAAGGGAGCAACUGUCCGGCUACCAAAGUCUUCCAAGGAGUCCUCAUCUUGGAGGAGGUGGAAGGCCAGGAGCUGUUUUACACACCUGAGAUGGCUGACCCCAAGUCAGAGCUCUUCGGGGAGACGGCCAGGAGCAUUGAGAGCGCGCUGGAUGAGCUUUUCCGAAAUUCCGACGUUAAGAAAGAUUUCAAGAGCAUCCGUGUCCGAGACCUGGGGCAGAGCAGUGCUGUCCGUGUCAUUGUGGAGUCCCACUUUGACCCAGCCACUUCCUACACGGCAGCUGACGUCCAGGCGGCUCUGCUGAAGCAGAUCAGAGCCUCCAAGAAGAGGACCAUCCUGGUGAAGAAGCCCCAACAGGAGCACGUCAAAUUCAUGGACUUUGACUGGAUCCCCAGGCUCUUCACCACCACCGUCACCACCACCACAGCCACCACCAUGGCGCCUGCAACCACACGGAGGCACACCACGGCCUCUGCUGCCACCACAGCCCACGUCCUGCACCAGGACGUCGCCGGCCACCCCAGUGCCAAGCUGGCAGCACCCGUGAGCACCAGGAGGCCCACAUCCACCCUGCCUACCACCGCCCGGCGCAAGCCCACUCGCCAGCCCCCCAGCACCACCAAGAAGCCCUCACGACCCUGCGACUCACACCCCUGCCUGCACGGUGGCACCUGUGAGGACGAUGGGAAAGAGUUCACCUGCAGCUGCCCAGCGGGCAAAGGAGGAGCUGUGUGUGAGAAACCCAUCAGGUACUUCAUCCCCAGCUUCGGUGGCAAGUCCUACCUGGCCUUCAAGAUGAUGAAGGCGUACCACACCGUGCGCAUCGCCAUGGAAUUCAGGGCCACGGAGCUCAGCGGGCUGCUGCUCUACAACGGGCAGAAUCGUGGCAAGGACUUCAUCUCCCUGGCGCUGGUGGGCGGCUUCGUGGAGCUCAGGUUUAACACGGGCUCCGGCACGGGCGUCAUCACCAGCAAGGUGCGCGUGGAGCCUGGCAAAUGGCACCAGCUGGUGGUGAACCGCAACCGCCGCAGCGGCAUGCUGGCUGUGGAUGGGGAGCCCCACGUCAGCGGGGAGAGCCCCACGGGCACCGACGGGCUCAACCUCGACACCGACCUCUUUGUUGGAGGAGCUCCCGAGGACCAAAUGGCUGUAGUGGCAGAGCGUACCGCGGCUACGGCUGGCCUGAAGGGCUGCAUCCGCCUCCUGGAUGUGAACAACCAGAUGUACGACCUGCGGGAGAAAGGCAGCGAUGUGCUGUACGGCAGUGGGGUGGGAGAGUGCGGCAACGACCCCUGCCACCCCAACCCUUGCCACCAUGGGGGCAUCUGCCACGUCAAGGAGGCAGAGAUGUUCCACUGCGAGUGUCUUCAUUCCUACACCGGUCCAACGUGUGCUGAUGAGAGGAACCCAUGCGACCCGACGCCGUGCCACAUCUCUGCCACCUGCCUGGUGCUGCCAGAGGGAGGUGCCAUGUGUGCCUGUCCCAUGGGACGGGAAGGAGAGUUCUGUGAGCGAGUGACGGAGCAGGACCACACCAUGCCCUUCCUCCCAGAGUUCAAUGGCUUUUCCUACCUGGAGCUGAACGGGCUGCAGACCUUCGUUCCUGACCUGCAGGACAAAAUGUCCAUGGAAGUGGUGUUCCUGGCCAAGAGUCCCAGCGGCAUGAUCUUCUACAAUGGGCAGAAGACAGAUGGCAAAGGAGACUUUGUGUCUCUGGCUUUGCACGACGGCUACCUGGAGUAUCGAUACGACCUGGGCAAAGGGGCAGCCGUGCUCAGGAGCAAAGAGCCAAUUCCCCUCAACACCUGGAUAAGCGUUUUGUUGGAGAGGAGUGGGCGCAAGGGGGUAAUGAGGAUCAACAACGGCGAGAGGGUGAUGGGAGAGUCACCGGUGCCUCAUGCCUUCCUGAACCUGAAGGAGCCAUUCUACGUGGGGGGAGCCCCUGAUUUCAGCAAGCUGGCUCGAGCUGCAGCCAUCUCCACCAGCUUCUAUGGAGCUGUGCAGAGGAUCUCCAUCAAAGGGGUUCCCUUGCUGAAGGAGCAGCACAUCCGCAGCGCCGUUGAAAUCUCCCCAUUCCGUGCCCACCCCUGCACCCAAAAGCCCAACCCAUGCCAGAACGGAGGCACCUGCAGCCCCCGGAUGGAGAGCUACGAGUGUGUGUGCCAGAGGGGCUUCUCUGGGGCUCACUGCGAGAAAGUGAUCAUUGAGAAGGCAGCUGGAGAUGCAGAGGCCAUUGCAUUUGAUGGUAGGACGUACAUGGAGUACCACAACGCCGUGACAAAGAGCGAGAAGGCUUUGCAAUCCAACCACUUUGAGCUGAGCAUCAAAACAGAAGCCACCCAGGGCCUGAUCCUGUGGAGUGGGAAGGGGCUGGAGCGAUCCGACUACAUCGCCCUCGCCAUCGUGGAUGGCUUUGUCCAGAUGAUGUAUGACCUGGGCUCCAAGCCAGUCGUCCUGCGGUCCACGGUCCCCAUCAACACCAACCACUGGACCCACAUCAAAGCAUACAGAGUACAGAGAGAAGGCUCCCUCCAGGUCGGCAACGAAGCUCCCAUCACUGGCUCCUCGCCGCUGGGUGCCACGCAGCUGGACACAGACGGGGCCCUGUGGCUGGGGGGAAUGGAGCGGCUCAGUGUGGCUCACAAGCUGCCCAAGGCCUACAGCACUGGCUUUAUUGGCUGUAUAAGGGACGUGAUUGUCGACCGCCAGGAACUGCAUCUGGUGGAGGACGCUUUAAACAACCCCACGAUAUUACACUGCUCAGCCAAAUAGACCCCCAGGGACCCUUCCUUCUCCUUCCCUUCCUCCUGCCUAUUGCUGUAAUUAUUUUCUAUUUUUGUAAACUUAUUGCUUUUUAUAUUUUGGGGGGAGGGGGGAAAGGGAGGGGAGGAACCACCGUUUCUGUUGGGUUAUUUUGUUCGGUUGCAGUAUAUCCAGGUCAGUCAGACUCUAAUCGAGCAGCAGCAACAAAGAACAAACCUUGAACCAAGUCUCCAAGAAGUGACAGAAGAACUUCCCCAUUGCACCCGUGUUGUAAAUCUCACUCAUACUUGAAGCUUCUUUUGGGGUUUGUUUAUUUUCCCCUCCUUACUUGUGUUCUUGGGUUGCCAUUCACACCGUGGGGGGAUAAAGGAUGCUGGUGCUGGCAAGCCCUGUGGCCUUUGUGGGUUCACCACUCGCCUAUCUCAGGCCCCUGUGUUCACCCUGUCCCCCUCCUCCCCCCUUCCUCUCACUAUAAUUUAUGUGUGUAAGGAUCUCAAGUGCUUUUCUCCUUUGUGCUCUGUUAAAUCAGGGAUGCCAUGCACUGGAAGAGAGACCAAGGUCUGCUCUGAGCAGGCAGAAAAGCAUUGCUCUUUGGUUGUCUUAUGCCUGUUUGCUGGACUGAGAGGGGCUGGAGGGAAGGGGAGAAGUGUCGGUUUCUCUGUUGGCUCUCCUCCUCCUCCUCCUCUUGGACACAUGCAGAAGCAGCUGUGAAACCUCAUUUCCAUGCUUUGUGUUGACCCAGACUUGUCCUCACCACCUGCUUACCCUGGCUGCUCUUGCGAGAGCUUCUGUGCCCCAAACCGUGCACCACUGACAACUUGCAACACGUCCUCGGGGGCUGGGGGUCCCUCCUUCCAGCACUGGCUACGAGGGCAUGGGAUUGGGUCUCCUUCUGCUUUAAAGAAACCUCUUGGACCUGUCCUGCCUUGACCCACAUCCGUUUUCCAGCCUCCUGGCACGACCUGCCCUCUGCCUACCGUGAGGACGGUUGCAGCGCAUCUCUGUAAGCUGAUGUUAGAACCCAUGCCAUGGCAAAUGCUCACCGUUUUACCUUUGUCUUCAAGCUUUUGCAGCACCCGGUGCAACGCAGGGGCUUCCAUGCCACAAUCAGAGCUCCUCCAGUGCCAUCAGCAAUGGCUCCAGCAGGAUGGGCUGGGCUGGGAACCAAGUGGCCAGAUGGGAGAGCUGGGGAGGGGGGUUUUUAAAGUGUUGUCUUUACCGUCUUUGAAGUCUUGUCUUCCUCCAUUCGAGUCUUGAAAGCAAAGUGCCAGCUGCACAGCCACUGUGUGCAAGUGUGUGUGUGUGUGUGUGGAUGUGUGCAAACACUGGGGCUCCCUGAAGCAAAAACAAAGGGAUCGCAGCUCUGAGCGCCGUGACUCAGGUUCCUUCUCCAUGGGAAGAGCUCCCUGCUGCCCCGUGGCAUCUGUCACCACUGGGCCACCGCAGUGUCCCCAUCCCACCCUGUGAAGGCAGCUGGCAGUGCUUUGUGGCCAGCUGCCUUACGGAGCGUGCAGAAUGGGUUGGAAGGUUCCCUGGUAUCCCAGGGGCUGUCGGUUGGUGGUUUUGCCCCGAUUCCUAUCUCACCUUCUGGUGUACCCUUCCCUUCCAAGAUGCUUUCAGAGAAGUCAGAGGGCUUUUCUGAGAGCAAGCCCUGAAUGCAGACCUAAUAAUGGGUAGAGCACCGUGGCAAACCACUCGGGCUGCUUUUUGCUUCUUGCCAAGCCAAGAAGAGCCCCAUUGCCCACCUCCACCCAUGCAAGUCGAUGCUUGAUCUAUUGUCAUGAACCUAAAAUCCCAAUGGUUACACAUUUCAGGGAAGACUGUUGAGAAUUGGAGGCUCCAGUGUUUGUGUGUGUGGCAACAGCACGUGUUGAGUGGCUGCUGUAUAUAAUGUGUGGGUCCUGGGGGGGAUGACUGCGUUGGGGCUUUCAGCUGCAUGACAAGGCCACCCCACGGAGACCAACAGGGAGCGUGCCAGCUCCAGUGGGAAAAGGGCACCAUGGAGGAAGCUGCUCAAUCUCCAGAAUGCCACUGAAAUGAAGCCAGGGUCACUGCAAAAAAAAAAAAAAAGAAAAAGAAAAAAAAAGAAAAAAAAAAAGAGGAAAAAAAAAACUGCAACAAGAACUCUGUCUGCUUUUGCUGGGGCUUGGAAAUGCCUUAAAACAGGACGCCGUGUCCUCAUUGUCGAGCCUGGGUCGGAUCCUGCAGUGCUCCCUAGGGGCCGUGCACUCAACCUCGGCUUUAUUUUUAAUAGCAUUUAUAACAUGUGUGUGCAACAACAAAAAAUAACGACAUUGAGGUUUGGGUUUUCUUUUUUUUUUCUUUUUUUUUCUUUUUUUUUUUUUAAAUAAUGUCCAUGUGGCUUCAUUUAUAGGGUAAAUUAAUGACUGUUGUGAACUGCUGUAUGAAUUCUGAAGGGCAAUGCACAGUAGAGGAGCAGCAUGAUAUAACCAUUACUAACUUGUGUCUUUCGUCAAUCACCAUGAAAUAAAGUUUGGAAACGAUUAA
Molecule: messenger RNA, 9157 nt
Organism: Tympanuchus pallidicinctus (lesser prairie-chicken)
Lineage: Eukaryota; Metazoa; Chordata; Aves; Galliformes; Phasianidae
Gene: AGRN
Product: agrin
Exons: 35
Coding region: 773-6658 (1961 amino acids)
Biological process (GO): G protein-coupled acetylcholine receptor signaling pathway; receptor clustering
Molecular function (GO): laminin binding; calcium ion binding
Source: RefSeq, a predicted model, not a curated record